Molecule: messenger RNA, 15509 nt
Organism: Manacus vitellinus (golden-collared manakin)
Lineage: Eukaryota; Metazoa; Chordata; Aves; Passeriformes; Pipridae
Gene: HERC1
Product: HECT and RLD domain containing E3 ubiquitin protein ligase family member 1
Exons: 80
Coding region: 141-15023 (4960 amino acids)
Molecular function (GO): ubiquitin-protein transferase activity; protein binding
Source: RefSeq, a predicted model, not a curated record
CAAAGCUGCGAGUUUACACCUGCUGAAUUUAGUGCUCCUUCCUAGAGGCCCCACAUGUCCCACAUCUGCUCCAUGGCUUGGGGAUGUGGACUGAGGAGGACUUGGAACUCAGGGGACUAAUGGCAAAGGAGUGACCCAGCAUGGCAGCUAUGGUCCCACCAGUGAAGCUGAAAUGGCUUGAACAUCUCAACAGCUCUUGGAUCACCGAAGACAGUGAAUCUAUUGCCACAAGGGAGGGAGUGUCUGUCUUGUACGCUAAGUUAGUGAGCAAUAAAGAAGUAGUGCCAUUGCCCCAGCAGGUUCUGUGCCUCAAAGGACCUCAGUUACCAGAUUUUGAGCGGGAAUCUCUCUCUAGUGAUGAACAGGACCACUACCUGGAUGCCCUUCUUAGCAGCCAGCUGGCUCUGGCAAAGAUGGUGUGCUCAGACUCUCCGUUUGCCGGAGCGCUGCGGAAGCGUCUCCUGGUGCUGCAGCGCGUCUUCUAUGCACUUUCUAACAAAUACCACGACAAGGGGAAGGUGAAGCAGCAGCAGCACUCCCCAGAGAGCAGCUCUGGCUCCACAGACGUGCACUCGGUCAGCGAGCGGCCGCGGUCGAGCACAGACGCGCUCAUCGAGAUGGGGGUCCGGACUGGGCUCAGCCUGCUCUUCGCCCUGCUCAGGCAGAGCUGGAUGAUGCCGGCGGCGGGGCCCGGCCUCAGCCUCUGCAACGACGUCAUCCACACUGCCAUCGAGGUGGUCAGCUCCCUGCCACCCUUGUCUCUAGCCAAUGAAAGCAAGAUUCCACCCAUGGGUUUGGACUGCUUGUCACAAGUCACGACGUUUCUCAAAGGAGUCACAAUCCCGAACUCUGGGGCGGAUACGUUAGGUCGUAGAUUAGCUUCGGAGCUGCUGCUUGGUCUGGCUGCCCAGCGAGGUGCCUUGAGAUACCUUCUGGAGUGGAUAGAGAUGGCUUUGGGUGCCUCAGCUGUGGUGAACACCAUGGAGAAAAGCAAGCUGCUGCAAAGUCCAGAGGGGAUGAUCAGCUUUGAUUGCUUCAUGAGCAUAUUGACACAGAUGCGACGGUCUCUGGGCUCGUCUGCUGACCGGAGUCAAUGGAGGGAGCCAACCAGGACAUCCGAUGGCUUGUGCUCCCUGUAUGAGGCAGCUCUGUGUUUAUUUGAAGAGGUGUGUCGAAUGGCUUCAGACUAUUCCAGGACAUGUGCCAGCCCUGACAGCAUCCAGACUGGGGAUGCUCCCAUUGUGUCUGAGACCUGUGAGGUGUAUGUUUGGGGCAGUAACAGCAGUCAUCAGCUGGUGGAAGGCACUCAGGAGAAAAUACUUCAACCCAAGCUCGCUCCAAGUUUUUCUGAUGCACAGACAAUUGAAGCUGGACAAUACUGUACCUUUGUCAUUUCUACGGAUGGUUCUGUCAGAGCCUGUGGGAAAGGCAGUUAUGGGAGACUUGGACUGGGUGACUCCAAUAAUCAGUCCACACUGAAAAAACUGACUUUUGAGCCUCAUAGGUCUAUUAAAAAGGUGUCAUCUUCAAAAGGAUCCGAUGGCCACACUUUAGCAUUUACAACAGAAGGGGAAGUCUUCAGCUGGGGUGAUGGUGACUAUGGAAAACUGGGACAUGGAAAUAGUUCAACUCAGAAAUAUCCCAAACUUAUUCAGGGUCCCCUGCAAGGAAAGGUGGUUGUCUGUGUGUCAGCAGGAUACAGGCACAGUGCUGCUGUCACAGAGGAUGGAGAGCUCUAUACCUGGGGAGAGGGAGACUUUGGGAGACUGGGUCACGGUGACAGCAACAGCCGCAACAUUCCAACUCUGGUAAAAGAUAUCAGCAAUGUGGGAGAGGUCUCCUGUGGCAGUUCACACACCAUAGCUCUGUCCAAAGAUGGGAGAACAGUGUGGUCGUUUGGAGGAGGAGACAAUGGCAAACUUGGUCAUGGUGAUACAAACAGGGUAUAUAAACCUAAAGUUAUAGAAGCCUUGCAAGGAAUGUUUAUUCGAAAAGUUUGUGCUGGGAGCCAGUCUUCACUUGCCUUGACAUCAACGGGGCAGGUGUACGCGUGGGGCUGCGGGGCCUGCCUGGGCUGCGGCUCCUCCGAGGCCACUGCUCUCAGACCCAAACUCAUCGAGGAGCUGGCUGCCACAAGGAUAGUGGACAUUUCCAUUGGGGACAGUCACUGCUUGGCACUUUCUCAUGAUAAUGAAGUUUAUGCUUGGGGUAACAAUUCAAUGGGACAGUGUGGUCAGGGAAACUCCACUGGUCCCAUCACCAAACCGAAGAAAGUAAGUGGUUUAGAUGGAGUUGCAAUCCAACAAAUCUCAGCAGGAACAUCCCACAGCCUUGCCUGGACAGCUCUUCCAAGGGACAGGCAGGUUGUGGCGUGGCACAGACCCUACUGUGUAGACCUGGAAGAAAGUACCUUCUCGCAUCUUCGCUCUUUCCUCGAGCACUACUGUGACAAAAUCAACAGUGAAAUCCCCCCUCUUCCUUUUCCUUCCUCAAGGGAACACCACAAUUUUCUUAAAUUGUGUCUGAAGCUGCUUUCUAAUCACCUUGCACUUGCACUGGCUGGGGGUGUAGCCACCAGCAUUCUGGGCCGCCAGGCUGGGCCUCUCCGAAAUCUCUUGUUUAGACUGAUGGACUCUUCUGUCCCUGAUGAAAUUCAGGAAGUUGUAAUUGAGACUCUGUCAGUAGGAGCAACUAUGCUGCUUCCUCCACUGCGAGAGAGAAUGGAAUUGCUCCAUUCCCUUCUCCCCCAAGGUCCUGAUAGAUGGGAGAGCUUAUCAAAAGGACAGAGAAUGCAGUUGGACAUAAUUCUGACAAGCUUGCAGGAUCACACCCACGUGGCUUCCCUGCUUGGCUACAGCUCCCCCUCAGAUACCACCGAAACCUCCUCGCUGUGUAUCAGCUAUGGAAACCUCUCUGAUCAAACAUAUGCUGUGCAGAGCAGCCACCCAGACACUCACCUGGCUGAAAUCUUAAUGAAGACUCUGCUGAGAAAUCUGGGAUUUUAUACAGACCAAGCCUUUGGAGAACUGGAAAAAAACAGUGAUAAAUUUUUACUAGGUACAUCAUCAUCAGAAAACAGCCAACCUGCUCAUCUUCAUGAGCUUUUAUGUUCACUGCAGAAACAGCUGCUGGCUUAUUGCCACAUCAACAGUGUCAGUGAGAAUUCCAGCAGUGUGGCUCUGCUCCACAAACACCUCCAGCUUUUGUUGCCUCAUGCCACAGAUAUCUAUUCCCGUUCUGCAACACUGCUGAAGGAAAGCUCUUGGAAUGGUAGUGUUGGGGAAAAACUGAGAGAUGUGAUUUAUGUCUCAGCUGCUGGCAGUAUGCUCUCCCAGAUUGUCAACUCCUUGCUGCUGCUGCCAGUGUCGGUAGCCCGGCCCUUGCUGAGUUACCUGCUGGACCUGCUGCCACCUCUAGAUCGUCUCAACAGGCUGCUGCCUGCUGCAGCCCUUCUGGAGGAUCAAGAGUUACAGUGGCCUCUUCAUGGUGGCCCUGAGCUGAUCGACCCUGCUGGAGUGCCCCUGCCACAGCCUGCCCAGUCCUGGGUGUGGCUCGUUGACCUGGAGAGGACGGUGGCCUUGCUCAUUGGGAGGUGCCUUGGGGGGAUGCUCCAGGGCCCCCCCGUGUCCCCUGAGGAACAGGACACAGCCUACUGGCUCAAAACUCCACUCUUCAGUGAUGGGGUGGAAAUGGAUAUUCCUCAUUUAGACAAAUGCAUGAGCUCCUUGUUAGAAGUGGCCCUGUCUGGAAACGAGGAGCAGAAGCCCUUUGACUAUAAGCUGAGACCUGAGAUUACAGUCUAUGUUGAUUUGGCCUUGGGUUGUACAAAAGAGCCAGCCAGGAGCCUCUGGAUCAGUAUGCAAGACUAUGCUGUUAGUAAAGAUUGGGAUACUGCAACUUUAAGUAAUGAAUCACUCCUAGACACUGUGUCCAGAUUUGUUCUUGCAGCUCUUCUGAAGCACACGAGUUUGCUUAGUCAAGCUUGUGGUGAGAGCAGGUACCAGCCUGGCAAGGCCCUGGCAGAAGUUUACCGUUGCGUGUACAAGGUUCGGAGCCGUUUGCUUGCCUGCAAGAACAUGGAACUCAUUCAGACCAGAUCAUCCUCAAGAGACAGAUGGGAAUGCAGCCAGCACGGCGGCAGCCUUGGAAUCAUUUCAUUAAGCCAGGUCAGAUUUGAUGAUGGAAAUGUUCAUGGAAUUACUCCAGCCCGUGAAGUAGCUCGCAGUCGGGAUCGGGAUAGGAUGAGCACUGGGACAGGGACUAGACUUGAUGAUCCACCCCCUCAGUCUCAGCAGGAAAGGAGGAUCAGCACAGAUCUGACAGAAGGCCAGGAUGUGUACACUGCUGCCUGCAACUCGGUGAUCCACAGGUGUGCCCUGUUGAUCCUGGGGGUGAGCCCCGUCCUGGAGGAGCUGCAGAAGCGCCGGGAGGACGGGCACUCCCAGCAGCCGCCCCCGGCCACCCCCGAGGGCAUCGGGCUCAUGACCAGAAAGUCAGUAGUGUUACAUGCACAAAUAAGUAGGAAGAUGAUGAUUAUUUCACUGGACUUCCAAGGAAUCUGCUCCUGCCAUGCAGAGUUCAAAAUAUUUCAAUGUUUCCUAUCAGCCCGUGAAGUAGCUCGCAGUCGGGAUCGGGAUAGGAUGAGCACUGGGACAGGGACUAGACUUGAUGAUCCACCCCCUCAGUCUCAGCAGGAAAGGAGGAUCAGCACAGAUCUGACAGAAGGCCAGGAUGUGUACACUGCUGCCUGCAACUCGGUGAUCCACAGGUGUGCCCUGUUGAUCCUGGGGGUGAGCCCCGUCCUGGAGGAGCUGCAGAAGCGCCGGGAGGACGGGCACUCCCAGCAGCCGCCCCCGGCCACCCCCGAGGGCAUCGGGCUCAUGACCAGGAGUGAAAGUCUGACAGCAGAGAGUCGCUCAAUCCACACCAGCUCCAGCUACAGACUGAUUAAGUCAAGGAGUGAGUCUGAUUUGUCUCAGCCAGAAUCUGAUGAGGAAGGUUAUUCACUGAGUGGAAGACGAAAUGUUGAUUUGGAUUUGGCAGCAUCACACAGAAAGAGGGGAGCAAUUCACAGCCAGGUGGAAUCUCUGAGUGACUCCUGGGUCCGACUGAAGCACAGCAGGGACUGGUUGUACACGUCCUCCUACUCGUUCGUGGAGUCCGACUUCGAUCUCUCAAGAUCCCUCGGGGUUCAUACUUUGAUUGAAAAUGUUGUCAGCUUUGUGAGUGGAGACGUGGGGAACUCCCCAGGAUUUAAGGAGCCAGAGGAGAGCAUGUCCACCAGCCCACAGGCAUCAAUCAUUGCAAUGGAGCAGCAGCAGCUGAGGGCUGAGCUUCGUCUGGAAGCCCUUCAUCAGAUUUUGGUGCUUCUGUCAGGGAUGGAGGAAAAAGGCAGUGUGCCACUGAUGGGGAGCCGUCAAGUCCCAGGAUUUCAGUCUUCUUCAUUGCUUACUUCUGUUAGACUCCAGUUCCUUGCUGGCUGCUUUGGUUUGGGCACUGUGGGACAUGCAGGUGCCAAAGGAGAGAGUGUAAGGUUGCAUCACUACCAGGAUGGUAUCAGAGCAGCCAAGAGAAGUAUUCAAAUUGAAAUCCAGGUGGCUGUGCACAAAAUCUACCAGCAGUUAUCUGCUACUUUAGAAAGAGCCCUGCAAGCUAAUAAGCAUCACAUAGAGGCACAGCAGCGCCUUCUCUUGGUGACGGUCUUUGCUCUCAGCGUGCACUACCAGCCCGUUGACGUGUCCCUGGCCAUUUCCACUGGGCUGCUGAACGUGCUGUCCCAGCUGUGUGGCACAGACACCAUGCUGGGGCAGCCUCUGCAGCUGCUGCCCAAAACUGGCAUCUCUCAGCUCAGCACAGCUCUGAAAGUAGCCAGCACGAGGCUCCUGCAGAUCCUCGCCAUCACCACGGGAACCUAUGCUGAUAAACUGAGCCCAAAGGUGGUCCAGUCUUUGCUGGAUUUAUUAUGCAGCCAGCUGAAGAACUUGUUAUCUCAAGCUGGUGUGAUGCUUAUGGCUUCCUUUGGAGAAGGGGAAGGGGAGGAAGAUGAAGUGGAAUCAAAAAAGGCAGAUUCAAAUGGGGAUAAUGAGAAGAGAGACUUCAGAGCUGCCCUGCGAAAGCAACACGCAGCAGAACUGCACCUGGGAGACUUCCUUGUUUUCCUGCGUAGAGUCGUGUCUUCAAAAGCAAUUCAGUCCAAAAUGGCAUCUCCCAAGUGGACAGAAGUACUCCUGAACAUUGCUUCUCAGAAGUGUUGCUCAGGAGUUCCCUUGGUUGGCAACCUGAGGACCAGACUGCUGGCGCUUCACGUGCUGGAAGCUGUGUUACCUGCGUGUGAAUCUGGCGUUGAAGAUGAUCAGAUGGCUCAGGUUGUUGAGAGAUUGUUCUCACUUCUGUCUGACUGCAUGUGGGAGACUCCAAUAGCUCAGGCCAAACAUGCUAUCCAAAUCAAGGAGAAAGAGCAGGAAAUGAAGCUGCAGAAGCAAGGAGAGUCUGAAGAUGAGGAUGAGAAUCUUCCCAUACAAGAGGUGUCCUUUGAUCCUGAGAAAGCUCAGUGCUGCAUAGUGGAGAAUGGGCAGAUUCUGACUCAUGGAAGUGGAGGCAAAGGAUAUGGUUUAGCAUCCACUGGAGUCACUUCUGGGUGUUACCAGUGGAAGUUCUACAUUGUGAAGGAGAAUCGAGGCAAUGAGGGCACAUGUGUGGGGGUUUCCCGCUGGCCGGUCCAUGACUUCAACCAUCGCACCACCUCGGAUAUGUGGCUCUACAGAGCCUACAGUGGCAACCUCUACCACAAUGGAGAGCAGACUUUGACCCUGUCCAGCUUCACCCAAGGAGAUUUUAUCACGUGUGUGUUGGAUAUGGAAGCAAGAACCAUUUCCUUUGGGAAAAACGGAGAGGAGCCCAAACUAGCUUUUGAAGAUGUGGAUGCAGCUGAGUUAUACCCUUGUGUUAUGUUCUACAGCAGUAAUCCAGGAGAGAAGGUGAAAAUCUGCGACAUGCAGAUGCGAGGGACGCCCAGAGACCUGCUGCCUGGGGACCCCAUCUGCAGUCCCGUGGCUGCAGUGCUGGCAGAGGCCACCAUCCAGCUGAUCCGUAUCCUGCACCGCACAGACCGCUGGACACACUGCAUCAACAAAAAGAUGAUGGAAAGGCUGAACAAAAUCAAAACCUGCCUUAAAGAAGCAGGGCAAAAGCUCAAGAAAAGCCGCUCGGUUCAAAGCCGGGAAGAGAGCGAGGUGAGAGAGGAGAAGGAGAACAAGGAGGAGGAGAAAGGCAAGCACGGGCGGCACGGCCUGGCCGAGCUGUCGGAGCUGCAGCUGAAGAUGCUGUGUGCGGAGGUGUGGCCCGUGCUGGCCGUCAUCGGAGGGGUGGACGCCGGGCUCAGGGUCGGAGGGCGCUGCGUGCACAAGCAAACUGGCCGGCACGCCACCCUGCUGGGGGUGGUCAAGGAAGGCAGCACCUCUGCCAAGGUGCAGUGGGAUGAAGCAGAGAUCACCAUCAGCUUCCCAACUUUUUGGUCGCCUAGUGAUACCCCACUGUAUAAUCUGGAGCCCUGUGAACCACUGCCUUUUGAUGUUGCAAGAUUCCGUGGGCUGACAGCUACUGUGUUGCUGGACCUUACCUAUCUGACUGGCAUUCAUGAAGACAUGGGCAAGCAAAGCACCAAGAGACACGAGAAAAAACACAGACAUGAGUCUGAAGAUAAAGGGGAAGCAGACCAGAAGGCGGAGGGUGAUGCUGGAUCAGACACACGCUUAGGACCAAGCGCUGACGAGAGCAAAGGACAUGGUGCUACAAGCUCCAAGUCAGACAAUGAAAUUGUUUCCUUUUCUCUAGAACCUUCGACACUAGGUAUGGAAUCCCAGCACCAGCCUGGGGAAGGAAGAAAAAAGAAUCACGAACACAGUCCAAGAAGUCACGACAUAGUGCAGUCGGAAAUCAGGGCUGUGCAGCUGUCCUACCUUUACCUGGGGGCCAUGAAGUCCCUUAGUGUUCUCCUGAGCUGCAGUAAGUACGCUGAGCUGCUGCUGAUACCAAAAGUGCUGGCAGAAAACGGGCACAACUCGGACUGUGCCAGUUCCCCAGUGGUCCAUGAAGAUGUGGAGAUGAGGGCUGCCCUGCAGUUCCUCAUGAGGCACAUGGUCAAACGGGCAGUCAUGCGGUCGCCCAUCAAGAGAGCCCUGGGGCUGGCAGACCUGGAACGGGCACAAGCCAUGAUCUACAAGUUAGUGGUUCAUGGGCUGCUGGAGGACCAGUUUGGUGGCAGACUUAAACCAGAAGUGGAGCAACAAGUAGAAGAAGGUGAUCAGUCUCAGCAAGCCCAGACUCCAGUUACAACCAGCCCUUCUGCUUCCAGCACAACAUCUUUCAUGAGUAGCUCCCUGGAGGAUACAACCACUGCUACUACUCCAGUGACUGAUACAGAAACAGUUCCAGCUUCAGAAUCACCUGGGGUUAUGCCUCUCAGUCUUCUUAGGCAAAUGUUCUCCAGUUACCCGACUACAACUGUGCUUCCAGCACGACGUGCUCAGACUCCUCCAAUAUCUUCUUUGCCAACAUCUCCUUCAGAUGAGGUUGGAAGGAGACAAAGUCUGACUUCCCCUGAUUCCCAGUCUGCCAGGCCUGCCAAUCGUACAGCUUUGUCUGAUCCAAGCAGCCGACUCUCCACAUCCCCUCCUCCUCCUGCCAUCGCUGUGCCAUUGCUGGAAAUGGGGUUCUCCCUCAGGCAAAUUGCCAAAGCUAUGGAAGCUACAGGUGCCAGAGGAGAAGCAGAUGCCCAGAAUAUCACAGUCCUGGCCAUGUGGAUGAUAGAGCACCCUGGCAAUGAAGACGAUGAGGAGCCCCAGUCCGAAGGGACUGCGGAGUCCCGGCACGGGACAAUUGUCUCUGGCAGUGGUGGGAAGUCUGGUGACCAUUGUUAUUUGCAGUCUCCAGGUGAUAUCCCUUCUGCUGAUGCCACUGAAAUGGAGGAAGGCUUUAGUGAGAGCCCUGAUAAUAUGGAUCACAUGGAUAAUGCAGCUUCUGCCAGUGGCCCUCCCUCCAGAAGUCGCUCGGCCGUGACACGGAGGCACAAAUUCGACCUGGCUGCCCGGACACUGCUGGCACGGGCUGCGGGACUGUACCGCUCCGUGCAGGCCCACAGGAACCAGAGCCGCCGGGAGGGGAUAUCACUGCAGCAGGAUCCAGGGGCACUUUAUGACUUCAACUUGGAUGAGGAGCUGGAGAUUGACCUUGAUGAUGAAGCGAUGGAAGCCAUGUUUGGGCAAGACCUGGCUAGUGAUAAUGAUAUUCUGGGAAUGUGGAUCCCAGAGGUAUUGGACUGGCCUACCUGGCACGUUUGUGAGUCUGAAGACAGAGAAGAAGUGGUGGUUUGUGAGCUGUGUGAGUCCAGCGUGGUGAGCUUCAACCAGCACAUGAAGAGGAACCACCCUGGCUGCGGGCGCAGCGCCAACCGGCAGGGCUAUCGCAGCAACGGCUCCUACGUGGACGGCUGGUUCGGGGGCGAGUGUGGCAGUGGCAAUCCCUACUACUUGUUGUGUGGCAUCUGCAGGGAGAAGUACUUGGCCCUGAAGAGCAAAUCCAAAACGUCAACUUCCGAAAGGUACAAAGGCCAGGCUCCUGAUUUGAUAGGUAAACAAGACAGUGUCUAUGAAGAAGACUGGGAUAUGUUAGAUGUAGACGAAGAUGAAAAGCUGACAGGAGAAGAAGAGUUUGAGUUACUGGCUGGACCUCUUGGGUUAAAUGAUCGGCGCAUUGUCCCCGAACCUGUCCAGUUCCCUGACAGUGACCCCCUGGGGGCUUCAGUUGCAAUGGUCACAGCCACCAACAGCAUGGAAGAAACACUGAUGCAAAUAGGCUGCCACGGCUCAAUAGAGAAGAGUUCCUCUGGCAGGAUAACCUUGGGAGAACAGGCAGCUGCCCUGGCGAAUCCACACGACCGCGUCAUGGCUCUGAGGAGAGUCACAGCUGCUGCCCAAGUCCUCCUGGCAAGAACCAUGGUUAUGAGAGCACUCUCACUUUUGUCUGUCAGUGGUUCCAGUUGCAGCCUGGCAGCUGGGCUGGAAUCCCUGGGACUGACGGACAUCCGGACGCUGGUGCGGUUGAUGUGCCUGGCGGCGGCGGGGAGGGCAGGGCUCUCCACCAGCCCAUCCACGGUGUCCAGCUCAGCAGAGAGAUCCAGGGGCAUCCACAGCAAAACAAGCAAGCCCAUCUCUUGCCUUGCCUACCUGAGCACUGCAGUUGGGUGCUUGGCAUCAAACACUCCCAGUGCUGCAAAGCUGCUGGUGCAGCUGUGUACACAGAAUUUGAUUUCUGCAGCAACUGGUGUGAACUUGACAACAGUUGAUGAUCCAAUUCAGCGAAAAUUUUUGCCAAGUUUUUUAAGGGGAAUUGCAGAAGAAAACAAACUUGUCACAUCUCCAAAUUUUGUGGUUACUCAAGCACUUGUAGCAUUGUUGGCAGACAAAGGGGCCAAACUGAGGCCAAACUAUGAUAAAGCUGAAAUUGAAAAGAAAGGCCCUCUGGAGCUGGCGAACGCGCUGGCCGCGUGCUGCCUGUCCUCGCGCCUCUCCUCGCAGCACCGCCAGUGGGCCGCCCAGCAGCUCGUGCGCACGCUCGCCGCCCACGACAGGGACAACCAGAGCGUCCCCCAGACCCUCGCUGACAUGGGGGGGGACCUCAGGAAGUGCUCCUUCAUCAAGCUGGAGGCUCAUCAGAACAGGGUCAUGACGUGUGUUUGGUGCAAUAAAAAGGGACUUUUGGCCACCAGUGGGAACGAUGGCACCAUAAGAGUGUGGAAUGUGACAAAGAAGCAGUACUCACUGCAGCAAACCUGUGUGCUCAACAAGCUAGAAGGUGAUUCUGAAGAAAGUCUGGGGUCACCCAGUGACCUUAGUUUAUCUCUUGUCUGUUGGAGCAUCAGUGGCAAAUAUCUGGCUGGAGCUACAGAAAAGAUGGUGAACAUAUGGCAAGUCAAUGGAGGAAAAGGAUUAUUAGAUCUCCAGCCUCACUGGGUGUCUGCUCUAGCCUGGCCAGAAGAAGGGCCAGCUGCAGCAUGGACAGGGGAUGCUCCAGAAUUGCUGUUAAUUGGUCGUAUGGAUGGAUCUCUUGCUCUUAUUGAAGUUGUGGAUAUCUCAGCCAUGCACAGGCUGGAGCUGGAACACUGCUACAGAAAGGAUGUGUCUGUCACAUGCCUUGCCUGGUUCAGUGAGGACAGACCAUUUGCUGUUGGCUAUUCUGAUGGAAAGUUGCUCAUAGGAACGAAGGAACCAAUGGAGAAAGGAGGAGUCGUUCUAAUCGAUGCCCAUAAGGAUAUGGUUGUUAGCAUGAAAUGGGAUCCAACUGGAAAGAUUCUCCUGACAUGUGCCAAAGAAGAAACAGUGAAGCUCUGGGGGUACAUGGGGGGCUGUUGGAGGCGCCUGCACUCCCUGUCCCACCCCGCCCUGGUGAACGGCAUUGCCUGGUGUGCCCUGCCAGGGAAGGGGCCCAAGCCCCAGCUCCUGUUAGCCACGGGAUGCCACAAUGGCUUGGUGUGUGUCUGGACUGUUCCCCAGGACAUAGUGAUCACACUGCAGUCCAGCUCAACUUGUUCAGAAGGAUGGUGGGAGCAAGAAACAAGUGCCAAGGAUGGAUACAGGAAGGCAGUGGAAGUCAAGUGUGUGUUUCAGCUGAGGGGACACAUCACUCCUGUCAGGACUGUUGCAUUCAGCCCUGAUGGACUGGCCUUGGUGUCUGGGGGCCUCGGGGGCCUCAUGAACAUUUGGUCUUUACGGGAUGGCUCAGUGUUGCAGAGUGUUGUGAUAGGCUCUGGAGCAAUCCAGACUGCAGUGUGGAUACCUGAGGUUGGAGUAGCUGCCUGUUCUAACAGAUCAAAGGAUGUGUUGGUGGUGAACUGUACCUCCGAGUGGAUAUCUGCCAACCACGUCCUGGCCACGUGCAGGACUGCUCUGAAGCAGCAGGGAGUGCUGGGGCUGAACAUGGCUCCCUGCAUGAGAGCCUUCCUGGAGCGGCUGCCCAUCAUGCUGCAGGAGCAGUAUGCCUAUGAGAAGCCCCACGUUGUGUGUGGAGACCAGCUGGUGCACAGCCCCUACAUGCAGUGCUUGGCCUCGCUGGCCGUGGGCCUUCACCUGGACCAGCUGCUGUGCAACCCCCCCGUGCCUCCCCACCACCAGAGCUGCCUGCCCGACCCCUCGGCCUGGAACCCCACCGAGUGGGCCUGGCUCGAGUGUUUCUCUACCACCAUCAAAGCUGCAGAAGCCCUGGCCAAGGGAGCACAGUUCCCAGAAUCCUUCACUGUCCCAGACCUGGAACCUGUUCCAGAGGAUGAGCUCACUCUCCUGAUGGAUAACAGUAAAUGGAUCAAUGGCAUGGAUGAACAGAUCAUGUCUUGGGCAACAUCAAGGCCAGAGGAUUGGCACUUGGGAGGGAAGUGUGAUGUGUACCUGUGGGGAGCAGGCAGGCAUGGACAGCUGGCAGAGGCUGGGAGGAAUGUCAUGAUACCAGUGGCAGCACCUUCAUUCUCUCAGGCUCAGCAGGUGGUUUGUGGUCAGAAUUGUACCUUUGUCAUUCAAGCUAAUGGCACCGUUCUGGCUUGUGGUGAAGGGAGUUAUGGGCGACUGGGGCAAGGAAAUUCUGAUGAUCUUCACGUCUUAACAGUCAUUUCAGCACUGCAAGGCUUUGUUGUAACGCAGCUGGUGACCUCUUGUGGGUCUGAUGGGCAUUCCAUGGCUCUGACAGAAAGUGGGGAAGUCUUCAGCUGGGGAGAUGGAGACUAUGGCAAACUGGGCCACGGGAACAGCGACCGGCAGCGCAGGCCUCGGCAGAUCGAGGCCCUGCAGGGAGAAGAAGUGGUGCAGAUGUCAUGUGGCUUCAAACACUCAGCUGUGGUGACAGCAGAUGGCAAACUCUUUACCUUUGGAAAUGGUGAUUAUGGUCGAUUAGGACUUGGCAACACUUCCAAUAAGAAACUUCCAGAACGAGUGACGGCGCUGGAAGGUUACCAGAUUGGACAGGUGGCCUGUGGCCUCAAUCACACUGUAGCUGUGUCAACAGAUGGCUCAAUGGUCUGGGCUUUUGGAGAUGGAGAUUAUGGGAAACUUGGUCUGGGAAAUUCCACUGCAAAGUCCUCACCACAGAAAGUGGAUAUUCUUUGUGGAAUUGGAAUAAAAAAAGUUGCCUGUGGAACUCAGUUCUCUGUUGCACUGACAAAAGAUGGUCAUGUAUAUACUUUUGGACAAGAUCGCCUCAUCGGUCUGCCCGAGGGCCGUGCCCGCAACCACAACCGGCCCCAGCAGGUGCCGGUGCUGUCGGGGAUCUUCAUCGAGGACAUCGCCGUGGGGGCAGAGCACACCCUGGCCCUGUCCUCCACGGGGGAUGUCUAUGCCUGGGGCAGCAAUUCCGAGGGGCAGCUUGGCCUGGGCCACACCAACCACGUGCGGGAGCCCACCCUGGUCACGGUCCUGCAGGGGAAGAACGUCCGGCAGAUCUCGGCCGGGCGCUGCCACAGCGCGGCCUGGACGGCCCCCCCUGUGCCCCCACGAGCUCCGGGUGUUUCAGUGCCUUUGCAGCUCGGUUUACCUGAUGCCAUCCCACCACAGUACGGGGCACUGAAGGAAGUGAGCAUUCAUACAGUGAGGGCAAGGCUGAGACUGCUGUACCAUUUUUCUGACCUCAUGUACUCUUCGUGGAGAUUACUUAACCUCAGUCCCAAUAACCAGAACAGUACAUCUCAUUACAAUGCUGGAACGUGGGGAAUAGUGCAGGGCCAGCUGAGGCCCUUGCUGGCACCCCGGGUGUACACCCUGCCCAUGGUGCGCUCCAUAGGGAAAACCAUGGUGCAGGGCAAGAACUACGGGCCCCAGAUCACUGUGAAGAGGAUCUCAACCAGAGGUCGGAAGUGCAAGCCCAUCUUUGUCCAGAUAGCCAGGCAGGUGGUGAAGCUGAACGCCUCAGACCUUCGCCUGCCCUCCCGGGCCUGGAAGGUGAAACUGGUUGGAGAAGGAGCUGAUGAUGCAGGUGGAGUGUUUGAUGACACUAUUACAGAAAUGUGUCAGGAACUGGAAACUGGAAUCGUAGACCUGCUCAUUCCUUCCCCAAAUGCUACAGCUGAAGUAGGCUACAACAGGGAUAGGUUUCUCUUUAACCCUUCAGCAUGUUUAGAUGAACACCUGAUGCAGUUCAAGUUCCUGGGCAUUCUCAUGGGGGUGGCUAUUCGUACAAAAAAGCCAUUAGAUCUUCAUUUGGCUCCAAUGGUCUGGAAGCAACUUUGUUGUAUCCCACUCAUCUUGGAGGAUUUGGAGGAGGUAGAUCUGCUCUAUGUGCAGACCCUCAACAGCAUUCUUCACAUUGAAGACAGUGGGAUUACUGAAGAAAAUUUCCAUGAGAUGAUUCCUUUAGAUUCUUUUGUUGGCCAAAGUGCUGAUGGUAAAAUGGUUCCCAUAAUCCCUGGAGGGAACAGUAUCCCACUUACCUUUUCAAACAGGAAAGAGUAUGUGGAGAGGGCAAUUGAGUACAGACUCCAUGAGAUGGACCGUCAGGUGGCUGCUGUCAGGGAGGGAAUGUCCUGGAUUGUUCCCGUUCCUUUGCUGUCCCUUCUGACUGCCAAGCAGUUGGAGCAAAUGGUCUGUGGAAUGCCGGAAAUCUCCGUUGAAGUUCUGAAGAAAGUUGUGCGAUACAGGGAGGUGGAUGAGCAGCAUCAGCUGGUGCAGUGGUUCUGGCACACCCUGGAGGAGUUUUCCAAUGAGGAGAGAGUCCUUUUCAUGAGGUUUGUGUCAGGAAGAUCUCGACUGCCAGCCAACACAGCUGAUAUCUCUCAGCGAUUCCAAAUAAUGAAGGUUGAUAGGCCUUACGACAGCUUGCCUACCUCACAGACUUGUUUCUUUCAACUGCGGCUGCCGCCGUACUCCAGCCAGCUGGUGAUGGCCGAGCGCCUGCGCUAUGCAAUCAACAACUGCCGCUCCAUAGACAUGGACAAUUACAUGCUCUCCCGGAACGUGGACAAUGCCGAGGGCUCCGACACGGAUUACUGACACCCUGUGAACAAAAUCACCUUCCUUUUCCUACAGAUAGUGCCCCGAGUCCGAUUCAUCGUUGACAUAAUUUUACGGUAACCAUAGAUGUUUUAGGAGCAUUAAAAAAAAAAAACAAACCAGAUGUUAAUAGGUGGUGGCCACAUUUUAGUUACUCUAAAUGUAACCAAAAAAAAAUUAGAUGUUUUUAUUUUUUUGUGAUUGUACAAAAGCAAAAAGGAAAAACAAAACAAAAAAGUCCGAUGGGUAAGUUUUUUCUCCUUUUUUGGUCACUUUUGAUAAGUUUGCAUGGAGACAUUUUGGUGCAUUUUUGUUGGGAAUAGUACAUUUGUAAGCCCUCCCAGUGAACAUGAAGAGUUGUACAUUGUGUAUAAUUGUUCAUUAGCCAGGACUGUUUUACAUGAAUAUUCACAUAUUUAUUUUGUUUUAAUUUGAAUUGCCUGUGCAGGGUUCCUUAUGCAGAGAAAAAUAAAGCAAAUUCAAGGA